AUGUCAUUUUUGAAUAGUUUAACAGCAUUUCUCGACUCCGAAGAUAGUAUUAACGAAGUUAAAGAUUACCCCGAUUAUGAGAAUAUAGGGAAUAGUAGUAAAUCCAAUCAGACUAAAUCAAAAAGGAAAAUCUCAACGUCUAAUGGUACCUUCUUUCUCAACACUGGCAAUACAUUGCAGGACCAGCAAUUGCAAUAUUGCGAGGGAAUUAACCAUUUACCAGCUCCGUCUGCACGUUCAAUUGCGGCUCCAAUAGCCUCGACGGCUCUGGUGACCCCGGUAUCAAAAGUGAGGCAGCCUCUUUUGGACAAGACAAAUUUGAGUUCAUUCCGAUACAACGAAGAUUCAAUCGACAAGCAAAAACCUCUUUGGCGAAAACCGAAACAAUUUUCAAACACUAGACAAGUUUUUAAUAAGAGCAAGGUCAAACCGUAUAGCGAAGAAAUAGAUAAACUGGGAGACCAAGCACUUGUCAAAAGAGUAGACUCUGAUAAACUGGACUAUAAUAAGCGUCUCGAGGAUGUCAUUUAUACCAUCCUGAGUUCACCAUCGAGGGAAUUGACUCUUGACAACGCUCAUGCAAAAGCACAUUCAAAUACUCCAAUCUAUUUACAUCCACAUACCCAAAGUCCUAAAAACAAAUUUACCUUUACAUCCACUCGCGAAGCGGCUAAUGAUUUUAAUUAUCUGUUUACCAAAGAUUCAAGCCCUUCUUGUGUGCCAAAUAGAUUAGACACUAGUAUUUUACCUUCUCGUGAGCGCCAGGUUUUCCCAUUUGUGAAAUUUAACGCCAUGCAAUCAAAAUGUUUUCAAUGCGUUUAUGGUACUUCUUUCAAUUGCGUUUUGAGCUCCCCUACUGGUUCAGGUAAAACUGUAAUUUUUGAGCUUGCCAUAUUACGAGAAAUGAUUAGUUUACACGAUCAAGGGUGUACUAAUGGUGAUGAUGCCAAAGCUUUAUACCUCGCUCCUACUAAGGCACUUUGUAGCGAACGACAAGCUGACUGGUCCAAAAAGUUUGCUCCUUUAGGAUUAACUGUAGGGAUGUUGACUGGGGACACGUCUUAUAAAGAAACUGAUCACGUUCGCAAAUCCAAAAUUAUUAUAUCAACUCCGGAAAAAUGGGAUAUAAUUACGAGGAAAUGGAGAGAUUAUAAGAAGCUAUUUGGGUUAGUGAAGUUGCUUUUGGUAGAUGAAGUACACAUCCUAAAAGAAACAAGGGGUUCUACAUUAGAAGUGGUAAUCACGCGCAUGAAACGAAUUUGUGAGGGCAUGAGAAUCUUGGCAAUCUCAGCGACUGUUGCAAAUGCCUACGAUAUUUCCAAAUGGAUUGGACUAGGCGGAAAUGAUGAUUCAACCGCGUGUGGUGAGUUCGAUCAAUUGACUCGACUAGCUAACACGGCUGUGACGUUUAAUUUUGGAGAAGAAUAUCGUGCAGUCAAAUUGGAGCAGUUUGUGUGUGGAUUCAAACCUCAAAGCGAAAAUGAUUUUUCGUUUGAUGUUCUCCUUAACUCCAAGCUCAAUGAAAUAAUCAAUAAAUAUUCAAGGAAUAAGCCAGUGCUCAUAUUCUGCCCUACAAGAAACAGUUGUCAACAAACUGCCAAGUACUUGAAAGAAAAUCUUAAUAUCAAACUUUCAUAUAGUAACGAACUAAAACUCAAAGACCGUGAUCUUCAGGCCUGUGUUAAUAAAUUUGGGAUAGGCUAUCAUCAUGCAGGACUUGCACUAGCUGAUCGCAACCAAGUUGAAACGUCGUUUCUCAAUGGCAGAAUCAAAAUCUUGUGCUGUACAUCUACUCUUGCAGUAGGAAUCAAUUUUCCUGCAUACUUGGUUAUAAUCAAGGGCACUAGAUGUUGGUCGGAAAAUAGAUUUAAAGAGUAUCAAGAAACAGAUAUUUUACAAAUGAUUGGUAGAGCAGGUAGACCUCAAUUUGAGAACAAAGGUGUUGCUGUCGUUAUGACAAAUGCCAAGUUGAAGCAAAAAUAUGAGAAGGUGAUCAAUGGAACGGAAAAAGUUGAGAGCAGUUUGCACCUAUCAUUUCCUGAAAAUUUAGUGUCAGAGAUUGCAAUUGGAAAUGUACGCAGUUUAAAAGACGCUUUAAACUGGAUAAAGACUACUUAUUUCUAUGUCAGAUUCUUAGCAAACCCAAACUACUAUCACACCAUUCCUCAACCAAGUAUGAGUGCAGAGGAGAAUUUGCUAGCAUUCUGCAGAACAAACGCCCAAUCUUUGGUUUGUGAAAAAUUAAUCACAGAUGAAUACAAAUGCACACCUUAUGGAUUUUCAAUGACCAUGCACUACAUCAGUUUUGAAACCAUGAAACUGUUAAUAAAGGCUCGCAGUCAGUUAUCUAUUUCAGAACUAUUAGACUUAGUAUCUCAAUCGAAAGAGUUUGCAGAUAUCAAAUUGAAGCAUCAAGAAAAAAGAUUGUACAGGGAAAUCAACAAUUCACCUAUACUUCGUUAUCAAUCAAAUUCAACAAAUAUGACCCACCAUGACAAGGUUAAGCUUCUUAUUCAGUUUGAACUAGGGGGUUUAGAUUUCCCCAACUACAAUGGUGCGAUGAAACUACAUGCAAGUUUUUUGGGCGAUAAAUUCUUUGUUUUCAAACAUAUUUUGCGCAUCAUGACUGCGACUUUGGAUGUGUUUGUUGAAAGGAAAGACGCUGUUUCUUUGCGGAGUCUGAGUUAUUUGCUGCGUUGUCUUCACGGUAAAUGUUGGGAGGGUUCGCCUAACGAGCUUCGACAGCUUGAAGGUGUUGGUUCUGUUGCGGUGAAGAAAUUUGUCAAUCACAAUAUUUUAAGUUUGAAAGAUGCAAAAUGUUUGAGCAGCUCGCAAAUUGAAUAUUUUUUGAGCCUCAAAACUGGAGCUGGAAACAGGAUCAAGAAAUCGAUCAUGUUGAUUCCGUCCAUUUAUUUGCAGGUCGAAUUAUUAAAACUGUGCCUUGCACCGUCACGUACGGCGAUUGAUUGCACGUUCUUAAUUACAUUUGAAGUGCACUCAAUGUCAAGUAGCUGGCGAAAUCAGAUGAUGUAUGCACAGAUUAUAAGCGAGAUUGGAGGUACACUAUUGGAUUUCCGAAGGAUUCCAGUUCAAAAAUUAAUGGGGCCCCGAAAGUUUGAGCUUAGCCUGCGAAUUGAAAAGUUGUCUCAUGCAUUCAAUUGUCAGGUUUCUAUAGACUCUGUUGCCAGUGCUCAAGUUAGUCAAUCUCUCAAAAUUGAGCCACCCAUGGACAUCUUAAAAGGAUUCAUUGAAGUUAUUGACGAUUUUGAGUUUAGCCCACUGCUGCUGCUUCUGCCGCUGCUGCUGCCGCUGCCACUGCAGUUGGUGGUAGAAGAAGUAAAUGAAAACGAAAGUGGUAGUAAAGACAGAAUAGGAUAUACAAUGGGUUUGAAUAAAUCUGUAGCGUCGAAUGAUUUGAAAUUGGAUAAAGAUUGCCGAAAUAGAGAUGACUUUAGUGAAAAACAAGCAAAUGCAAGGAAAGACGGCUACUAUGGAUCAACCUUGAGAGUAUUGAGGUCGAAUGGGAACUAUGAGUGUAAUCAUAGUUGUAAGAACAAAUUAAGGUGUCGACAUAUAUGUUGUAAAGAAGGUAUUCCACCCAAUUGCUUCAAACAUAAGAAAACGGAAAUUGUUCCCAUGAAACAGGCACCUAGUACUAAUAGUUGCGAAAUGUUUGAAACUGCUUACAAAGAACACAUAAAAAAGGAAGAUGGGUUAUGUCGAAAUUCUGAUGAUCUUUAUCUGAAUUUAAAAUCCAACCGGGCCGCGAAUAAUCUUCUGGGUGUACUUAAAACCAAUGACAUGAUGCAUCCCAUAUUUUCUGGAAAGAAGGAGAAUGAGCCACUUAUACUCGGAUCUAGUUUUUUCUUGAGUAGCUCUCCCAAUGAAGCAUUAGUUGAUGCUCCAAAUGAAGCAACGAGUAGUAAACAAACGCAAACAAAUGUUGUUCGCAAAAAAUCUGAAACAAAAAAGAGAUCUAUAUUUGAUUUAAGUUCCACUCCAGACUUGGAACCAACAUCUCCAGCCUUUCAAAAGACUAUUUUUAGCCCGCAAAAGAGGGCGCGACAUUUCCUGUUUGAAGUCGGAGAUGACCACUCAGAAUCUCACAAGAGUACGAUAAUUAGAAAUAUAACAUCAUUUAAUGAUAAUGGUGGAGACAAGAAUAAAGAAGAUUCUCAAUACAAAUCUUUCAUUGGGAGCUCCGUCAAAAACGACAAAAUUGAAAAAAUUGAAAAAAUUGACAAAAUUGACAAAAUUGAAUCUAGUCAGAGAUCAAAGAGUUUGCUGUUUGCGGACUUUGAAACAGUUGAAGGCGUGACGAGUAAAUAA
This is a messenger RNA of Lodderomyces elongisporus, 4329 nucleotides long. RefSeq lists its product as uncharacterized. Gene Ontology annotation, molecular function: nucleic acid binding; ATP binding. The record is from RefSeq and is a predicted model, not a curated record. Lineage: Eukaryota; Fungi; Ascomycota; Pichiomycetes; Serinales; Debaryomycetaceae. The transcript has 2 exons. The coding region runs from base 1 to 4329 and encodes 1442 amino acids.